AGCUACAGGGAAGUUUUUGUUUUUGGCGUCUCUUCUGCGCCGAGCAAAAUUGCGCGUAAAUCGCAGCGCGAGGAGCGCCCGGUGCUGUCGAGACUGGGCGUCAGAGCGCGGGUGAUCGCCACGGGCGUGCUGGGUGUUGUCAUGGUGCUGGUGCUGGUCAUUCUCAUCCCGGUGCUGGUCAGCGCGGCGGGAUCCGACCCGCGCUACGAGAUGCUCGGUGCGUGCCGCAUGGUGUGCGAUCCCUACGGAACGAAGUCUCCAUCAUCAGCACCGACAGACAACCGCUUGGUUCAGUCCCCACCAACUUUCAUUCGCGGUCCGAAAGGAGAGCCAGGGCGCUUAGGACGGAUCGGUCCGAGGGGCCAGCCGGGUCCACCCGGACCUCCAGGUCCCCCCGGGGUCAUAGGAGAACCGGGGCCACCAGGAUUACCCGGUCCGCCCGGAGUCACCGGUGUCAUAAGCACGGCGACGUACAGCACCGUUCCCAAAAUCGCAUUCUACGCGGGACUCAAGAAGCAACACGAGGGUUACGAGGUGCUGAAGUUUGAUGAUGUGGUCACUAACUUGGGCAAUCACUAUGACCCCUCGAGCGGUAAAUUCACCUGCUCCAUCCCGGGGAUCUACCUUUUCGUGUAUCACGUAUUAAUGAGAGGUGGUGACGGGACUAGCAUGUGGGCUGAUCUGUGCAAGAAUAACCAGUUGCGUGCAAGUGCAAUAGCGCAGGAUGCAGAUCAGAACUAUGACUACGCCAGCAACAGUGUGAUUUUACACCUGGAGCCUGGAGAUGAGAUCUACAUUAAACUAGAUGGAGGCAAAGCGCACGGGGGAAACAACAACAAAUACAGCACAUUUUCAGGCUUCAUGGUCUACGCCGAUUAACAGCCGUGGCAUGGACUGCACUUUCAGAUGUACCUCAUUUUGACAUCACAACGUCAUCAGAGGUCACAAAAAAGUUUAACCCUCAAGCUUGUGACAACUCAUCCAUGUCAGCGCGAAGGACAAAACAACUGAACGUCCAGAGGAAUUACUGAAUGAUCAUACAUAUCGAAGCAUGAGAACACAUCCUCUACACACAAAUUAGUUUUUAGAAAAAUCACUGUGAUUUCGAAAAAAAAAUCUUACAGCAUAACACUGAUGAUUGCAGUAUAUUUAUUGAGAUUAACUGGCCGUGAAAGCAGAAAAUCAUUUGACAUAAUUCCAUUCCAUAUGUGCCUACCUUUGAUCAGAAGAGGCUGUUACAGAGCACAUGCCAUUAGCCCGGAAAUAUAGUUCAGAUUACAUUUCUUCAAUAAUUUCUCAUUCUUCAUACACAAAUUGUCACAUUCAAGCCACAGUUCUGUUCCGUUUUAUAUAAAUGUUGUCAUUUAAAAAUAUUAUCACUGUCUGGUAUGUGCAGUGUCUUCAAAAAAGUGUGAAUAAAAUAUAUUGUAUGAUUUGCAUGCGUGUAUAAAUUUGCUAUAAAACUAAAAGCUCUACAUAGUCAACAAAUGCAACUAUGAAAUAUCCUUGACUUGAUUACUUCAAGUAUUGUCAUCGUUUAUAAUAUUUUGCUAUUCCUUUAAAAGCACUAAACGAAAUAUACAACUGUAAAAUGGUAGUCCUAUAUCUAUAUCUAUACAUUCAAAAAGCAAAUCAGUUUUUCAUGCUGGAGCAAAAAAAAAAAAAAAGUAAAAAUGAAAGGAAAUGGGCAAGAUUAAUUACCAUGCCAUCUUCUUAAAAGUAACUUACGGAUGACUCGGCAUGUUUUGUAAUAUUACCUUGCUGUUACACGGGAACAGAGCACCUGACAGUGUCAUUAUUUUACUAGUGUGAGCAGCCACCUGCUCCAGAGAAACUCAUCUCUCUGUCCUACACAAUGACCUGCCAGAACGCAUGCCUUCAAAUGAUCAGAUGCGCUGUGAAACAUCAGGCUUGCCAAAGAACAAACGUGUACAGCAAGCAGUCUUACUUUAGGCAUACGGUCACAUUCAAUCACCUUAGUUCUAAUAGUCAGUCGUUGUCAAGUAUGUUCAACAUUAUUAACUGGUUGAGAUGUUUGCAGCUACACAAUAUCAGAAAGAAAAUUUUGCAAACUAUUAGAAUGUGUGAUUGAUUAAUAGAUAUUUUGCACGAGCUAAUUAGUAAGUAAUGUAGUCAGGAUAUUUCAUCAGACCUUGUAAUACACUAGUACUGUUCCACUUGUUUCCAUUAUCUAUUGCUUAGUUGUGAUCCCCUGAGCUGCAUUAUUAGUCUAAUUAAUCAUAUUUUCUUUGUCAACUUAAGUAAAAAGCACCUAUUUUCCACAACUCAGAGCCAUGCUUUUAUUUUACCCACUUUUUUGUGGUGAGAGAACUUUGAUCAUUGAAGACUGGUGAAUAUUUGAUAUGAAUAUUCUAGUUAGUGUUAAACUUAACAUGUGAGCUAUGGGUCUCAACUUUGCCAUCUUACAUAAAGGUUUUUUCUUGGCAUCAAUCGUUCCAUGAAGAAACCAUUCCACUGCACGAUUAUUAAAAUAUUCUUCACACUA
Sinocyclocheilus anshuiensis is the source of this 2506-nucleotide messenger RNA. RefSeq names its product complement C1q-like protein 3. Bases 142 to 879 code for a protein of 245 amino acids. Lineage: Eukaryota; Metazoa; Chordata; Actinopteri; Cypriniformes; Cyprinidae. The record is from RefSeq and is a predicted model, not a curated record. The transcript has 2 exons. Gene Ontology annotation, molecular function: protein binding.